GACGUGUGGAGAAGCAUUCCUCUCAUACUUUCGGGACACCUCUUCAGUCUACGUCAGAUCUGCUUGAAGUGGAUAAAAGGGGAUGGGGACUCUCAAAGAGGGAGAACAAACAGCCGUCAUUCCGCUGCCAGGUCUGCUGAGUGAUAUUAAGGAGGCUGGCUUUUCUUUUUCACUCAGGAGAGAUUGCUUCAGCUGGAGAAGAUGUGGAAGGUCUUUGUCGUCGAGAUCGUCUGCUUUACGCUGGUGUCAGCCUCGUGCCCGAAGGACUGCCAGUGUCCCCUUGAAGUCCCAACAUGUGCAGACAGCGUCAGCCUCGUGCUGGACAGCUGUGGAUGCUGUAAGGUUUGUGCCCGGCAGCUCUUUGAAGACUGCAGCAAGACACAGCCAUGCGAUGCCGCGAAGGGACUGGAGUGCAACUUCGGAGGGUCGGAUAAGGGAGUCUGUCGAGGUACGCUGACUUCAUUUCCCUUUUCUGUUUUUUCAACUGUCACCUUUUCCCUUUUCAUCACAUCAGCCUUUCCCUGCUUCUGUUUAACAGCCAAAUUAAACGGGAGAACAUGCGAGUACAACAGCAAGAUUUAUCAGAAUGGGGAAACCUUCCAUCCUAACUGCAAACACCAGUGCACUUGCAUCGACGGUGCAGUCGGAUGUGUCUCCCUCUGCCCACGUGAAUUCUCGCUGCCCUUGUUGGGCUGUGCCAAAUUAAGACGGGUCAAGGUACCGGGAGGGUGCUGCGAACAACUAGUCUGCUCUGAGGAAACAGAGGCACAGAGCGCUAUGAUAAAAAAGCACAGAAGAAAGUUCAGCAAAGUCAAAACCACUGAAGACGACCUCUCCAAAAAGAACGAGUUCACCUCUGUGUGGGGAGAAUCAAAGUCUCUGCCUGCUUUCAGGAGUCAUUCAGUGGACCACAUGUUUGCCCGAGGAGUCCAGUGCAUGCCUCAAACCACAGCCUGGUCACCCUGCUCCAAAUCCUGCGGCUCUGGUGUGUCCACGAGGCUGACCAACCGCAACAAACAGUGCAAACUGGUGAAAGAAACUCGGAUCUGUGAAAUCCGUCCCUGCAAACAGUUGACCUCGAAGAAAGGUCAAAAAUGCAGUCACAGAGGAAAAGCAAGCCAUCCAGUUCACCUGUCAUACGCAGGUUGUCGUAGCCUGAAAAAGUUGCAGCGCAGGUACUGUGGAUCCUGCUCAGACGGACAAUGCUGCAGGCCACACAGGACCCGGACAAUGCCUCUCCAUUUUCGGUGCAAAAACGGAGAGACCUUCAGGAGGAUGGUGAUGACGAUCAAAUCGUGCAAGUGUAAUCUCGACUGCUCCAACAACGCUAAAAAGACACCUGAGCUCUACAGACCUCUCGAUGACAUCCACAAACUGAAAAUUUAACCGAAAGGCUUGAUUUAAGCGCAAGAAGACUUCUGCUUCAUAUUAUUGGAGCCUUGUGGUUUGCUUCUUUGUGAAGCUGCUUUUAAAUGGUGAAUGCUGCAUUUUUAAAAAUGUUUUUCUUGCUUAUUCUUUGUACGUACUUAAUAAUAUUUAAGCCUCUAAUGACAAAACAUGUUAAAUCGCAGUGUGGAAAGUUAUGGCAGCUGCUAAAUGUGUCGUCACGCGGUAGCUGUUUCUUUUGAUUCACUGCACUCGUGUUAUUUAAAGGGAUUUAUGUUUCAUACUUUCUUUCUUUUUUUUUCAUUUUACUGCAAAGUUAAUGUUAAGCAUGGAAAACUGUACUUUUGGUUUACUGUCCUGGUCUCUGUAAUUGGUUGUCAAUGCAAAACGGAAAUAUGAUUGAAGCCUGGACACACAGACUGUUAAUUUCAUGGUUAGCAGAUUAUAAUCUCCAAUAAAUUCAAGGAAAACCAAUUCAG
Messenger RNA from Neolamprologus brichardi, 1865 nucleotides. Its product is annotated as CCN family member 1-like. The record is from RefSeq and is a predicted model, not a curated record. Gene Ontology annotation, biological process: signal transduction; positive regulation of cell migration; cell adhesion. Gene Ontology annotation, molecular function: integrin binding; heparin binding. Lineage: Eukaryota; Metazoa; Chordata; Actinopteri; Cichliformes; Cichlidae. Gene Ontology annotation, cellular component: extracellular region.